This is a messenger RNA of Lagopus muta (rock ptarmigan), 1582 nucleotides long. It is a transcript of the gene LMNA, whose product is annotated as lamin A/C. The record is from RefSeq and is a predicted model, not a curated record. Lineage: Eukaryota; Metazoa; Chordata; Aves; Galliformes; Phasianidae.
CUGGACGGCGCGCUGGGCGAGGCCAAGAAGCAGCUGCAGGACGAGAUGCUGCGGCGCGUGGAUGCCGAGAACCGCCUGCAGACCCUGAAGGAGGAGCUCGAGUUCCAGAAAGAACAUCUACAGCGAGGAGCUGCGGAGACCAAGCGGCGGCACGAGACGCGGCUGGUGGAGAUCGACAACGGGGAGAGCAGGAGUUUCGAGAGCAAAUUGGCCGAGGCGCUGCAGGACCUGCGGCGGCAGCACGAGAAUCAGAUCCGGCACUACCGCGAUGAGCUGGAGAAAAACCUACGGCGCAAACUGGAGAACGCCAAGCAGUCGGCGGAGCGGAACAGCAGCCUGGCGGGCGCCGCGCACGAGGAACUGCAGCAGACGCGCGUCCGCAUCGACAGCCUGAGCACCGAGCUCAGCCAGCUGCAGAAGCAGCUGGCGGCCAAGGAGGCGCGGCUGCGGGAGGUGGAGGAGGCGCUGGGCCGGGAGCGGGAGGGCGGCCGGCGGCUGCUGGCGGAGAAGGAGCGCGAGAUGGCGGAGAUGCGGGCGCGGAUGCAGCAGCAGCUGGACGAGUACCAGGAGCUGCUGGACAUCAAGCUGGCGCUCGACAUGGAGAUCAACGCCUACCGCAAGCUGCUGGAGGGCGAGGAGGAGAGGCUCCGGCUCUCUCCCAGCCCCUCGUCUCAGCGCAGCGCCGGCCGCAGCUCCGGUUUGCACCAUUCCACGCCGGGCUCCGCCAAGAAGCGCAAACUGGAGACGGCGAGAACCCGCGACGGCAGGGAGGGCCGCACCAGCUUCUCCCAUCACGCCAGGACCAGCGGCAGGGUGGGAGUGGAGGAGGUGGACCUGGAAGGGAGAUUCGUCCGGCUGAGGAACAAAUCCAACGAGGACCAGGCUCUGGGGAACUGGCAGGUGAAGCGGCAGAACGGGGACGACCCCCCCCUCACGUACCGCUUCCCCCCCAAGUUCACACUGAAGGCAGGGCAGGCCGUCACGAUCUGGGCCUCGGGGGCCGGCGCCACUCACAGCCCCCGCGACGUGGUGUGGAAGGCGCAGAGCAGCUGGGGCUCCGGGGACAGCCUGCGCACCGCCCUCAUCAACUCCAAUGGGGAGGAGGUGGCCAUGCGGAAGUUGGUGCGCACCGUCAUCAUCAACGACGACGACGACGACGACGAGGACGAUGAAGUCAGCGUCCAUCACCGCCACCACCAUCCCGGCUGCAGCGGCUCCGCAGACCCGGCCGAAUACAACCUGCGCUCCCGCACGGUGCUGUGCGGGACCUGCGGGCAGCCGGCCGACAAAGCGGGCGCCGCCGUCGCCUCCUCGUCCUCGUCCACCUCCACCGUCACCGUCAGCCGCGGUUACCGCAGCUCCGGAGGCGGCAUCGGGGAGGGGCUGCUGGGCCGCUCCUACGUGCUGGGCGGCGCCGGGCCCCGGCGUCACGCUCCGGCUCCGCAGGGCUGCAUCCUGAUGUAGCGCAGCCCCCCGGCCGCUCCGCGCCCCGCUCCUCAUUUCGGGCUCAUUUCGUCCCAAAGAAGCGCGAACCAAAGACCGCCUUUUUUUGUUCUCUUUUCUAUUCGAGUUUUGUACGGAG